CCUGGCAGGACCGCGUAGCUCGCGGGAGGACCAUGGCGUCCCCGGCACUGGCGGCGGCGCUGGCGGUGGCGGCGGCGGCGGAGGGCCCCAACGCGAGCGGCGCCGGUGAGGGGAGCGGCGGCGGGAGCGCCAACGCCUCGGGGACCGCCUGGGGGCCGCCGCCGGGCCAGUACUCGGCGGGCGCUGUGGCCGGGCUGGCGGCCGUGGUGGGCGUCCUCAUCGUCUUCACGGUGGUGGGUAAUGUGCUGGUGGUAAUCGCCGUGCUGACCAGCCGGGCACUACGCGCUCCGCAGAACCUCUUCCUGGUGUCUCUGGCCUCGGCUGACAUUCUGGUGGCCACGCUGGUCAUGCCCUUCUCACUGGCCAACGAGCUCAUGGCCUACUGGUACUUCGGCCAGGUGUGGUGUGGUGUGUACCUGGCGCUCGACGUACUCUUCUGCACCUCGUCCAUCGUGCACCUGUGCGCCAUCAGCCUGGACCGCUACUGGUCGGUGACACAGGCUGUCGAGUACAACCUGAAGCGCACGCCGCGCCGCGUCAAGGCCACCAUCGUGGCCGUGUGGCUCAUCUCGGCCGUCAUCUCCUUCCCGCCGCUCGUCUCGUUCUACCGCCAGCCCGACGGCGCCGCCUACCCGCAGUGUGGCCUCAACGACGAGACCUGGUACAUCCUGUCCUCCUGCAUCGGCUCCUUCUUCGCGCCGUGCCUCAUCAUGGGCCUGGUCUACGCGCGCAUUUACCGCGUAGCCAAGCUGCGUACGCGCACACUUAGCGAGAAGCGCCCUCCCGCCGGCCCCGACGGCGCGUCCCCAACCACGGAGAACGGGCUAGGCAUGGCGGCGGGCGAGAACGGGCACUGUGCGGCCCCGCGCCCCGACGUGGAACCGGAUGAGAGCAGCGCGGCCGAGAGGCGGCGGCGCCGGGGCGCGUUGCGGCGGGGCGGACGGCGGCGCGCGGGCACCGACGUGGGCGCAGGUGGCGCGGACGGGGCCGGGGCAGGCCUGGGAGCCUCAACGUCCGAGUCGGGCACACUGGCUGCGGCGCGGUCCCCAGGCCCCGGCGGGCGCCUGUCGCGCGCCAGCUCGCGCUCUGUCGAGUUCUUCCUGUCGCGGAGGCGCCGGGCACGCAGCAGUGUGUGCCGCCGCAAGGUGGCCCAGGCGCGCGAGAAGCGCUUCACCUUCGUGCUGGCGGUGGUCAUGGGCGUGUUCGUGCUCUGCUGGUUCCCCUUCUUCUUCAGCUACAGCCUGUAUGGCAUCUGCCGUGAGGCCUGCCAGCUGCCCGACCCCCUUUUUAAGUUUUUCUUCUGGAUCGGCUACUGUAACAGCUCGCUCAACCCGGUCAUCUACACCGUCUUCAACCAGGACUUCCGGCGCUCCUUCAAGCACAUCCUCUUCCGACGGAGGAGAAGGGGCUUCAGGCAGUGACCUGCGGCUGCCUUGCCCGGAGCUCCUGAAUAGCUCUGAGCCCUAGCUGGGCAGACGGAUCCCAGCCUCUCCAGAGACCCAGGGACGGACUGACUGGCCUCCAGGACGCAAGGGAGGGUGCAGCAGGGCAGGAGCUGGGUGGGAGAUGGCGAGGCCUCCUCCGGGAGCGGGAAGGAGAAAAGGAAGACCCCUUUGCCUUCCCAGCUCAGCAAGGGGCUGCUUAUUUAGGACUCCCGGCCUGGUUUCAGCUGCUGGGGGCUCUGCUGGGGUGAGGCUGUGAGGUCAGGGUUUUGGAUGGCAGUGAGGGCUGCAACCCCCCAAAACACAGACCACCACUCUGUCCCCAUGUGAACAAAGGGCUGACUUCCCAGGACCCAGGGGCGUGGCAGUUU
This is a messenger RNA of Castor canadensis (American beaver), 1813 nucleotides long. It is a transcript of the gene Adra2c, whose product is annotated as adrenoceptor alpha 2C. Gene Ontology annotation, biological process: regulation of vasoconstriction; G protein-coupled receptor signaling pathway; platelet activation. Gene Ontology annotation, molecular function: epinephrine binding; alpha2-adrenergic receptor activity. The record is from RefSeq and is a predicted model, not a curated record. Lineage: Eukaryota; Metazoa; Chordata; Mammalia; Rodentia; Castoridae. Gene Ontology annotation, cellular component: plasma membrane.